Fusarium vanettenii 77-13-4 is the source of this 1257-nucleotide messenger RNA. RefSeq lists its product as uncharacterized. Gene Ontology annotation, biological process: calcium ion transmembrane transport; intracellular calcium ion homeostasis. Gene Ontology annotation, cellular component: fungal-type vacuole membrane. Lineage: Eukaryota; Fungi; Ascomycota; Sordariomycetes; Hypocreales; Nectriaceae. The annotation marks the transcript as partial. The record is from RefSeq and is a predicted model, not a curated record. Gene Ontology annotation, molecular function: calcium:proton antiporter activity. The transcript has a single exon.
GUCCAACCUAAGGAGCCCUUUACCGUCGCGAACCAGCUCCAGCGAACCUUUCUCAACUCAUGGAUCAACAUCCUCCUCGUCGCUGCCCCCGUCGGUAUCGCCCUCAACUACAUCCACAGCGUCAACCGCAUCGCCGUCUUCGUCGUCAACUUUAUCGCUAUUGUCCCCCUUGCCGCUAUCCUCAGCUUCGCUACCGAAGAGAUUGCUCUGCGAACCGGUGAGGUUCUGGGUGGUCUGAUCAAUGCCACAUUUGGCAACGCCGUCGAGCUCAUCGUUGCUAUCCUCGCGCUUGUGGAUGGAAAGGUCAUCAUUGUCCAAACCUCGCUCGUCGGCUCCAUCCUCUCGAACCUGCUGCUUGUCAUGGGCUUCUGCUUCUUCUUUGGUGGUUUGAGAAGACAACAGCAAUACUUCAACGUGACGGUGGCCCAGACAGCGGCUUCGCUGCUUGCCCUCGCUGUCGCGUCUGUCAUUGUCCCUACCGUCUUUGACUGGGCCAGCGAGACCCCCGUGAAGGCCGUUGCUGAUCUCUCCCGCGGCACUGCCGUCAUUCUGCUUAUUGUCUACGGCGCCUAUCUCAUCUUCCAGCUCAAGACGCACCAGAGUGUUUUUGCUGAGGAGAGCCAAAAGGUUGCUGCGAAGCCCUGGUCUCGCAGCGGUCCUGCCUCAAGCGGUAUCCGUCAGGGGCUUAUGGUCCCCGGCGCCUUGGUCGGUGGCGGCAUGGCUGGUCGCGAUGAGAAUGAGCGCCUGACCGAGAUGAUCAUGAAUCCUGAGAGACUGGAGGAGGAAGACGAGGAAGAGGAGCCGCAAUUGCACUUCUGGGUCGCUGUGGGUACGCUUACCUUUGCUACCGUCCUGAUCGCCCUGUGCGCUGAAUUCAUGGUGGACUCGAUCGACGCCGUGACAAAGGAUGGCGGUGUCUCGGAGGAGUUUGUCGGUCUGAUCCUUCUUCCCAUUGUUGGAAACGCUGCCGAGCACGCCACGGCCGUGACGGUGGCCAUCAAGGACAAGAUGGACUUGGCUAUUGGUGUUGCUGUUGGUUCGAGCAUGCAAGUUGCCCUGUUCCUGAUCCCACUGUUGGUCAUCAUUGGAUGGGGCAUGGGUGAGGAGAGCAUGAACCUCAGCUUUGACCUGUUCCAGGUCGCUGUCAUGUUUGUGGCUGUGCUACUCACCAACUAUCUCAUUGCCGAUGGCAAGAGUCAUUGGUUAGAGGGUUGGUUGUUGAUCUGCCUUUACGCCAUUAUCGCAACUUGUUCAUGG